AUGAAUCGUGGGGGAGGCAGCAGCCCCAUGGAGGAACUAUCAAAGGCUACCCUGCACAAUAAUUCGCUGUGGUGGCUGGCUUGUGGGCUCCUCGCCCUUCUGGCCAACUCCUGGAUCAUCCUGAGCAUCACAGCCAAGCAGCAGAAACACAAGCCCCUGGAGCUGCUGCUUUGCUUCCUGGCAGGGACACACAUCCUCAUGGCUGCCGUGCCACUGACCACCUAUGCCGUGGUGCAGUUGCGGCGUGAGUCUUCUGACUACGACUGGAACGAGAGCAUUUGCAAGGUCUUUGUCUCUACCUACUAUACGCUGGCCUUGGCCACAUGCUUCACGGUCGCUUCCUUGUCUUAUCACCGUAUGUGGAUGGUGAGGUGGCCUGUCAACUACCGCCUGAGCAACGCCAAGAAGCAGGCCCUGCACGCUGUGAUGGGCAUUUGGAUGGUGUCCUUCAUUCUCUCGACAUUGCCCUCCAUCGGCUGGCACAACAAUGGGGAACGGUACUACGCCAGUGGCUGCCAGUUCAUUGUCAGCAAGAUAGGUCUGGGUUUUGGCGUAUGCUUCAGCUUGCUUCUCCUUGGGGGCAUUGUCAUGGGCUUGGUGUGUGUGGCCAUCACUUUCUACCAGACCUUGUGGGCACACCGCAGGCACCACCGAUGCCAUCACCAGACAAGAGAAGACGCAUCCUCUUCCUGCUCUUCAGCUCACAACACCUUCAAUGUGCCAGCCAUUGUGGUAGAGGAUGUUAGAGGAAAAAGGCGAUCGUCUCUGGAUGGUUCGGAAUCUGCCAAGACCUCCAUGCAGAUGACCAACCUCAUCAGCGCCAUCGUUUUCCUGUAUGACUCACUGACGGGGGUGCCCAUUUUGGUGGUGAGUUUCUUCAGCUUGCGCUCUGACAGUGCCCCCACCUGGAUGGUUCUGGCGGUGCUCUGGUGCUCCAUGGUGCAGACGCUGUUACUUCCGUCCUUCAUCUGGUCCUGUGAACGUUACCGGGCUGAUGUCCGCACUGUGUGGGAACAGUGUGUGGCGAUCAUGUCUGAGGAGGAUGGGGAUGAUGAUGGCACUGGUGAUGACUAUGGCGACGGGAGGAUCUGCAAGGUGCGAUUCGAUGCCAAUGGAGCUGCAGCUCUGAAGCGGGAUCCCCGGGAUGCCAAACUGCUUCCAGUGCAUCACAUGCUGUUGCCCCAUGACCGGGUGCACUACCUACAGGUCCCUAUUUCUCGGAGAAUGUCCCACGAUGAAACCAAUAUCUUCGCCUCCCACCGCUCUGCUCCUUCCUUCCUUCACAAGUGGUCAUCAUCUGAUGACAUCCGAGUGGCUGCCCCACACAAACCCGGGGGAGCCUCUGGCCUUCUGCCUCCUGAACUCCGCAACUACCAUCAUCGUAGACGGCCUCCUGAAGAUGAGCUCACCACGCUUCGGCAGUUCCUGGAAGCUGGUCUAGCUGCCCAGGGAACUGGACUGGGCUCUAGUGCUUGCUUCUUCCGUGAUGAGAUCACCACCUUCAUUGAUGAAACACCAGUGCCCUCCCCACUCAGCAGUCCACACCACUCACGCCUGCCCUUCACAGGGCAGCUUGAGAGACGCCAUUCCCUCAAUGGUGCUGGGCAGGAGGAUGGCCCUGACAGGGAUCGGCGAUGCUCACUGACUGGUGACAAAACCCCAUACCUCUUCAGUGGAGAACAGGAGCCUGGCAAAUGGACCGUGGCAGCCCAUGAGGCACAGACCUUCCAGGCAUUCAACCUAUGAAAUGGCACUGAAAGCAUUUGCCCACUCUCUGGAUUUUAAAGUAAAACUUCCAUGUUUCCCCAGUCCCAGGACCCAAGGGAUAAUUUAGGUCCUUUUGUUUCACACCAUGUUGGCAGGGAGGGGAAUGGUGCCCAUGGUGGGUCCUGAUGUGGUGGGUAGGAACGAAUGUGUGUGAGAGGAGGGGGGAAGUGGCCCUGUGGGAAGGAACCCCAGCAAGGCGGGCAAAUGUGAGCACAGACCUCCACCGCUCAUUGAGGGCACUUUUUGUCAGCUCCAUUCCUUUGGUAGCAGUUUGUGCCGCC
This is a messenger RNA of Varanus komodoensis (Komodo dragon), 2048 nucleotides long. RefSeq names its product G protein-coupled receptor 162 (gene GPR162). Lineage: Eukaryota; Metazoa; Chordata; Lepidosauria; Squamata; Varanidae. The transcript has 4 exons. Bases 1 to 1746 code for a protein of 581 amino acids. The record is from RefSeq and is a predicted model, not a curated record. Gene Ontology annotation, molecular function: G protein-coupled receptor activity. Gene Ontology annotation, biological process: G protein-coupled receptor signaling pathway. Gene Ontology annotation, cellular component: membrane.